UUUUAACAGAUUUAACUUUUAAUGAUAAUAAAUAAAGAAAACAAUACGUGGAAUUUAUGUUGUGCUCAUAAGUUUUAAUGUUUGGUGUUUACAGUUGCACGUUAUGGGAAGUUUCGCAAUUAGAAAGCAUAGAAAUUGACUCAGAAUUAGAUAUUUAUAUAGCAAAUAUAUUAUCAUUAGUUCUUUAGAAGAUUCCCUUACAGAAAACUGAAUAUGUCAAGAAGUUCUGAAGAGGUUACAUAUGAAGACUUAGAAGAGACAGAUGUAAUAAGUGUCGAACUUGUACCAGAGAGGAAAGGUUUAAUAUUGAAACACUGUGAAUAUUAUGUGAGUUCUCGAAGGCAUGGUACAACUGUUACAAGGCGCUAUAAUGAAUUUGUUCAGCUGUAUGAUGUGUUAGCAAUUAAAUAUCCUUAUAGAGCAAUUUGUGGCCUACCCCCUAAAAGGGUUGUAGUGGGAGGUGGCAGUCCAUUGUUUCUGCAAAGGCGUCGAGCUGCUUUGCAAAGGUGGUUGACCUUAGUUGCCCGACAUCCUGUGUUGGCCCAUGAUGCAGAUUUACGAAUGUUUUUAUGUGAAACCAAUCUUAAACUUGAUAAGCCAAAACACGAUGAAUUUAUAUUGGCGGGAACGCAAGAAGAUAAUCGGCACGAAAUGACGACAGAUGAAAUGCAAGAGGAAUUCGCGUGUGGUCAGGAACAGUUACGAUUGGUGCAGCUGGGUUUGAAGAGGCUUUGCAAGAUCUUUGAGAAAGCUGAAAGCCGUUGUGAAGCUGAACAAGUGGAUAUUCGUGAAUUGGGCGCUGGUUUGAGCGCAUUGUCUGUUACCUCUAAGGCCGAUACGCAGCGAUGGACCAGGGUCAGGGAAUCUAUGAAAGCGGCUGCUCAGCUGGUGUCAGACAUGGAUGAGACUUCCAUAUCCGACGAGGAAGCACAACAGCGUCUCCUAGUAGCUCUAGACGCGUUAACCGCAUACAAGGAGCUCUGUUCGCGGUUAACGCGAGGAUUGCACGGCGAGCGAGCAGCGGCCGCAGCCAGUGCGCCGCAUAGUGCCGCGUCGCAUACACUGCGGGAGCGGCAUAGAUACGCUAUGCGCUGUGCUGUGGAGGAGGCUCGUCUUUCCCGCGUAUACGCACUAUCCGCUCUCGAGGCUCUGCCCGCAUUGCUGCACACACUGGGCACUGCUCACGCACGCAUCGCCGCCUAUUGGGCUGACCUGCAUACCGCACUCAGGCAUGCCAAUAUUAAAUCUAACCACAGAUAAUACACCCCGGCUUAUAUUUUGUACCACAGAUCUUUAUAGGGUUUUGUACUACGACCAUAGAUUUAUAUAAAUCGCAGUUUUUUAAGCUGUGGAUAGUGUUAAGUAUAUCUGAGGGUUUAUUAGUCUGUAGAAAGUCGAAAACUACUUUUUAUGAAAAUGACAGUAUGUGUCGACAAUUCUUCAUACAAAUUUAGUUUUUGACUUUCUAUAUACAUUACUGUUAAGGCAUCUUCACUAAACCCCCUGGUUUCGUAAAUUACCGACCACGGCAGCAAAACUGUCUAAUCUUUCAGACCAUAGAUACAAAACUGAAAGCUGAAGUAGGUACUUUUAUAAUUACUUAUUUUUUUCAUAUACGUACACAAUUAUUACUAAAUUUAAACGAAAUUUUAAAUGUAGCUACUGAGUCGCUACGAAUAAGACAAUGUAAGACGUGUUACGAAACAAUUAUUUAUGACUUGUACCCGUAUUUCCCAACCUUUUUGUAACAUUCUUAAAAAUUAUGUAUGUACAUACAUAAUUUUUAAUAAGUAUAAAAAAUUUGAAUUGUUCACUUAAGAAACUUAAGGUAGGAAGAAAUUAUUAGCAAAUUGUUGACAAAACACAGUAAGUAAAUUUUAAAAACAUAAUGAAAAACUGAAAUUCAAAUUCCACAUAAAACAACACUCAAAUUACCCUGUGGGGCGUGGGUCCCACUUUGAGAAACACUGACUUAUACCAUCAUCUGACGUUUAAAUGUUGUUCUGUGAGUUACGAUUCGGGGCGGGGAUUAAUUAAGUUACCAACCACAAAUAAAUAGAUACCAAACACAUCUCUUAAUUUUAGAAACAGUAUUGACCUAUUCUUUGAAUUCAGCGUUGACGGGGUUUAAACAAAACUCAAAAUUUCAACAACCUCGAACUGACUUCUUGACAGACAAGAUGGCGGAGACAAGAUGUCAUUUAUGUCAUUAGUGUUUAUUAUGAAUAGUUUAGCUAUGAAAGUACAAAUAUUACUUGGAUCUAAUGAAAACUAAAUUGUGCCUUACCUUAUAUAAACAUUCCAAUUUAUAAGCUUUUAUAUUAUAUUAAUUGGUGCUAAAAAUAAGUAAUUUUAACUCAAGUUUGGUGGCACCUAAAAUUAUUGUAUUACAUAAUAAUAUUUGUACUGUAAAUAUUGUUAAUUUUAUUUAAUUUAAAUUAAUUAUAAACUAGUAUGACUCGAAUAUUAUGAAUCUUAAAAAGAUAUAGAUAAGGACUAGAUAUAUAUAUAUAUUAACUUUUUACAGUAUAUAACUUUAACAGCAGGAACAUGAUAGUUUCGUCAAAUACGAAAAAGUGUUUUUGACAGCUCGUAAGUAUUGGCGCCAAAUAGCGAUACGCUUCCUAAAUUCAUGCAAAAAUAAUUUACUUUUCUAUCGCGGUAACUAUUCGAGUUUAUGUAUUGUUUUUGGUAAGAUGAAAACUUAGAAAAAAAAACAAAAAAUGGCGCCUUUCGUUUGCUUGUCAUUUGUCAAUGAGAAAAAGCAAUAAUUUUUUCGUAAUAAUCACAACAUUGUUAGGUGUACGCUAUUUCCCUAGGGUUUUAAUAGGAACACAAUAAUUACGUGAAUUCAGAAGAAUUUCCUAGAUGGCUGACGCACAAACCGUGCAGGCCAAGAAAGGGGAAAA
Pieris napi is the source of this 2909-nucleotide messenger RNA. RefSeq names its product sorting nexin-8-like. The transcript has 7 exons. NCBI's taxonomy places the organism in Eukaryota, Metazoa, Arthropoda, Insecta, Lepidoptera, Pieridae. Gene Ontology annotation, molecular function: phosphatidylinositol binding. Bases 214 to 1260 code for a protein of 348 amino acids. The record is from RefSeq and is a predicted model, not a curated record. Gene Ontology annotation, biological process: retrograde transport, endosome to Golgi.